CAAUUCACCGCAAGCUCUCCAACGGAACAAAACGCCCCUGGUCAAAAAUGAUUUCUACCUAUUCGAACAUCCACCGCGGCUUUCUGCAAGCCUGCUCCCUUCACGGAACCAUGACGGUGAAGGACGCCGCCAAGAUUAUGGUCCACCUGUUUGGCCAAAAUCAACCAAACGACCCGAUUCCGGACGAACAGCGCCUGCAGGAGCUGAUCGACCAGAUCAACCCGAAGCUGAGCCGGUUCCAGCAGAAGAUCGUCCUGCUGGAAUCGGACCCGAAACAACCGAAUUACGUCGUGUUCGCCAAUCUGUCCGAUUCGCCGCUGGACCGGUUCCAGACGGCCUACCCAGCCGGCGAGCUGAGCUUCUUCCGGGUGGUGCUGCACGAACUGGCCACGACCGAGGGCCACAAGCUGGAGCAGAUCGAGUGGCUCAACCUGACGACGAAAAUCGAGGAAGGCCGCAGCCUGACCAAGAGCCGGGCCGAAGAGCUGCUGUCGGAGUGGGUCGGCGCCGGAUAUUUGGUGCUGGAUGAGGACGGCAUCGGGUUCGGGCCGAAGACGCAGGUCGAGUUUGAUCGGUACCUGCUGAAUAACUUCCCGGACCAGGUCGAGCAGUGCCGGCUGUGCAAGGAAGUGCUGUUUUACGGAAUCAAGUGCGCAAAGUGUUCGGUUUCGAUGCACAAGACCUGCGCCAAGAAGUACUUCAAGAAGGUCAAGAACUGUCCGGCCUGCAAGAAGGCGUGGACUGUUGCUUUGGACUGAGUCCUUUCGAUUUUGCAUUAUUUAACUUAACCUAGAAACAUGUAAAGGUUUAAAAACUGACUUUAUUUCCUUCUAAAAUUUUGUUAUAACAUUGAAUUUAUAACUUUCAAAUAAAAAAUAACCAUUCGGUUGAAAAAAAAAAACAAUCCCACAAAAACAAAUCACGCAGAAGCGUUCAAUUACCGUUCCGUAAUUAUCCAACUCCAAACGUCCAAGCAAUUUCAUGCCUCUCAAUCGUCGCCGGAACAAUUUGGCGGUGAAUUUCCUCCGCCGCGCACUUCCUCCUCAACGCGGCUCAUUCUUUUCGUUGUGGGAAUUUUGAUGUUUUUUUUUUUCGC
Culex pipiens pallens (northern house mosquito) is the source of this 1096-nucleotide messenger RNA. Its product is annotated as non-structural maintenance of chromosomes element 1 homolog. Gene Ontology annotation, molecular function: ubiquitin-protein transferase activity. Lineage: Eukaryota; Metazoa; Arthropoda; Insecta; Diptera; Culicidae. The transcript is spliced from 3 exons. The coding region runs from base 48 to 758 and encodes 236 amino acids. Gene Ontology annotation, cellular component: nucleus; Smc5-Smc6 complex. Gene Ontology annotation, biological process: double-strand break repair via homologous recombination; DNA damage tolerance. The record is from RefSeq and is a predicted model, not a curated record.